This is a messenger RNA of Lytechinus pictus (painted urchin), 514 nucleotides long. Its product is annotated as U6 snRNA-associated Sm-like protein LSm4. Gene Ontology annotation, molecular function: U6 snRNA binding. Gene Ontology annotation, cellular component: U6 snRNP; spliceosomal tri-snRNP complex; P-body. Gene Ontology annotation, biological process: spliceosomal snRNP assembly; P-body assembly; mRNA splicing, via spliceosome. Lineage: Eukaryota; Metazoa; Echinodermata; Echinoidea; Temnopleuroida; Toxopneustidae. The transcript has 5 exons. The coding region runs from base 128 to 514 and encodes 128 amino acids. The record is from RefSeq and is a predicted model, not a curated record.
UUGAUUGACGACAGAGGUCAGAGCUGAGACCGGCCCGAGGAAUUUUUGUAAAUCUUGAGUUGAAAGGACGAAAUCUUCAUCUUCGAAAUACAUUUUCUUCUAGAUUUAUUUACAUUGUUACAUCGUGAUGUUGCCCCUUUCUCUGUUAAGAACUGCUCAAAACCACCCUAUGCUGGUGGAACUGAAAAAUGGUGAGACAUACAACGGUCAUCUUGUUGCAUGUGAUAACUGGAUGAAUAUCAACCUUAGAGAAGUCAUCUGCACAUCAAGGGAUGGGGACCGGUUCUGGAAGAUGCCAGAGUGUUACAUCAGAGGAAGCACUAUCAAAUAUCUCAGGAUACCAGACGAGGUCAUUGACAUGGUCAAGGAUGACAUCGUAUCUAAAGGUCGCGGCCGAGGAGGUGGUGGUCGAGGAAGGGGUCGUGGUGGAUCUGGCAGGGGAGGAGAAUGUCUCCCUCUACUGUUGGAUUUACUCACACAUGCUGUUACUGCUGUGUCGUCAUAUGAGUGUUGA